Molecule: messenger RNA, 378 nt
Organism: Prorocentrum cordatum
Lineage: Eukaryota; Dinophyceae; Prorocentrales; Prorocentraceae
Source: the annotation of a GenBank genome assembly
AUGCUGGCGGGAAUUAACCAAGGCUGCCCGGGUAGCGGAACUUAUUUCGCUGCCAGUCUCGAGCUCUUUCUCCAACUCUUUUGCUCGAUUGAACAGAAGUUUCGUGGUCGAGCACGUGCAUGUGCGGACGACCUCUGCUCGGUGGUGGUCUCCUUAGAUGUUCUCCCGAAGAUCAAACGCAUCUUCGGUAAUGCCAAAGCUCUUGCCAGCCUUUGCUUGAAGCUGGCGAAGUGCCAGCUGCUGCCGCUCGCAGGUCUGAUCGCACCCGAACUGAUACAACAGUAUCGAGCACGGUUAGAUGAGCUUGUUCCUGGGCGGGGGCAGUUGUCGACAGUUGAGCUGUUCAAGUAUCUUGGGAUGUGGAUCGGACCAGAUUAG